Plasmopara halstedii is the source of this 1026-nucleotide messenger RNA. RefSeq lists its product as uncharacterized. NCBI's taxonomy places the organism in Eukaryota, Oomycota, Peronosporomycetes, Peronosporales, Peronosporaceae. The transcript has 2 exons. The record is from RefSeq and is a predicted model, not a curated record. The coding region runs from base 1 to 1026 and encodes 341 amino acids.
AUGGGCAAUAAGCUCGUCGCAGGACACGAACGCAUGUCUCUCGCCAGUCGAGUCGCAAAAUCCAAGCGCCAGUCUCAGUCUCGAGUCAGUGUUCGUCACUUGACGUCACCUAUGUCACCAACAUUGCAACAUGUCCAACAAAAACAUCGAAAACGUCGUUCUCGGUCGCAGAGUGAAGGUGUGACGAGUGAUUGUAGUACGGCGAUAUCCACGAAUGACUCGUUAGUGCCGCGCACGUCAAACGUCAGUGAUAAAGUUCCACGACAUUCAUCACCAUUAGAUCCAACGACAGAAGAAGAGGAACAUGUUGACAGUAUGUCGACAAGUAAUCGAAACGACAGAGAUCAACCAACAACUGAUCAAUUACGACGUAUUCAUGAGGCGGAAAAGAUUUUACUUGAGAUUGCCAAGGAGUAUGCUGCAAAAAGAGCUGCGGGUCUAGUGCCGACCAAACCAGUUCCUGCACGCACAUUAUUAUGGGAAGAAAUGGAGCGACGAGCACAACGUGCACGCGCACGAAUUGGCAAGAGAGGCACAUGUGUUUUUGGUCGAGAUUCUGAGGCAGGAAAUUGUGGAUGUUCACGGUACAAAAAAGCAAAAAUAUUACCAGAUGGACGCGAAGUCUGUGCAUGUUGCCACCAUGGUGCACCAUGGCAUCGACUUGCAGGGGGUACAAUGAGUGGAAAUAGUCGAGGCGACGAGGAAGAAGAAGAAAUUGCAAAGGAAGUGGCGAAACCCUAUCACAUGAUGCAUCCUUCGACUCUGCCUCUCUUGCACACACACUCUCGCAGUGAAGGUGACAACACUCUGGACGUCCUUUCAAAUACCGACAAUUUUGGUCUGCCACCCCGACUGUCAAGUACCAGUAGGCAUCUUGAUAAGUUACUGAGCGCUAUUGCAAAAUAUCGUGCCAUGGGAUUUUCCGAAGACGAAAUUGAACAAAAGAUUCGACAAGAUUUUCCACCAACCGAGCGGCUAUCAAACAAUGGCAAUACUCCGCGACGAUUGCGUGCGAAAAGUCGGUGA